Messenger RNA from Nezara viridula (southern green stink bug), 339 nucleotides. NCBI's taxonomy places the organism in Eukaryota, Metazoa, Arthropoda, Insecta, Hemiptera, Pentatomidae. The record is from the annotation of a GenBank genome assembly.
AUGUCCUCUAAGCGUAAGUCGCCGCCUUCCAAGCUGCAAGAGGGUAGCGAGAACGGGGAGGAAGAAGUGAGAGCGGGCAUGUUCUACAAACUGGAGUCAAGCAGCCCCGGUUCGGAGGGUAUGACUGACCAGGAACAGGAGGAGAAACAACCGGCCGAUUGCCACAAGCCUCCGCAGGCAACCCUCCUCAACAACAACUCGACCACCCUCAACCACAACAGCAAGAGGACAAUGGACGACGUCCUCAAGAGGCUAUCGCUCAAGAUGAACAAAGAAGAAGCGCCGAGAGGGUCUCCCAACAGCAACACGUGCGUACAUCAAGAGAGAAAUCCGGUUUAA